Molecule: messenger RNA, 369 nt
Organism: Caenorhabditis briggsae
Lineage: Eukaryota; Metazoa; Nematoda; Chromadorea; Rhabditida; Rhabditidae
Exons: 2
Coding region: 1-369 (122 amino acids)
Source: RefSeq, a predicted model, not a curated record
AUGCUUCGUUUGACAAUCAUCUCUCUUGCUCUCCUUUUCUGCGCUGCCAACGCCAACCUCUUCGGAUCACUUUUGGAUUCCGAAAGCAAAGUUGUGGCAGUUGAGGAAAAGGCUCAAAUUAACAAUGAUGAACCCCAACCGGAAGAAACUGGCCUUGCCGUCAUUGACAACGAUACUCCUAUUGCCGCUGCAAUGGACGAUAUUGGGUCUGAAGGACAAUCAAACGGAGUUGUGAUCCGUGCUAAGCGCUACUACGGUUGCGGAUGCGGAUGCGGUUGCUGUGGAUGCGGUGUGACUUGUGCUACAAUGGCUCCAGGCGCAACGAUGGCCCCAUGCGGAUGUGGAUGCUGUGGAUGCGGAUAUGGAUAA